UGCGCUUGGAAGACGCGGCUUCUCCACCGGCAGUGGCAAUGGCUGGGUGCAGUACCGUUUCCCCGGCUCUCCUGCACCGAAUAGCUAAACAGUGUUGGAGGCAGCGUUUUCAGUGCGGCGGUCUCUCCUCUGUCCGGGAAAAAUGCAUGGCCAGCAACCCGCUGCCGGAGCCGGCACCGAACGGGGAGGCUGCAGGAGAUAGACUGGGAUUCGUGAAAAGCCGCGGUUUUAUCCGUGAGCCACCGCUGCCGUUCUCUGCCUUUCUGACGGACAGCUUUGGGAGACAGCACAGCUAUCUCCGGAUCUCCCUGACGGAAAAGUGUAAUCUCCGCUGUCAGUACUGCAUGCCCGAGGAAGGGGUAAAAUUGACACCGAAGCCGCAGCUGUUGACCACCGAGGAGGUCGUGACCCUGGCUCGGCUGUUCGUCCAAGAGGGCGUCGAUAAGAUCCGGCUGACUGGAGGGGAACCCCUCAUCAGGCCUGACGUGGUGUCCAUCGUCUCCCAACUGCGGCAGCUGGUUGGUCUGAAAACCAUCGCGGUCACCACUAAUGGCAUCAACCUGGCCCGGCAGCUACCGAGUCUGAAGGAAGCCGGUCUCGACCUCAUCAACGUCAGCCUGGACACGCUGGUCCCCGCCAAGUUCGAGUUCAUCGCCCGGAGGAGAGGUUUUCACAAAGUGAUGGAGGGUAUAAACAAAGCUCUCGAGGCAGACUAUAAUCCAGUCAAGGUGAACUGUGUCGUCAUGAGGGGCUUGAAUGAAGAUGAGCUCUUGGACUUUGUGAGGUUGACAGAGAAGAAGCCUGUGGACGUGCGGUUUAUUGAGUACAUGCCGUUUGACGGUAACAAGUGGAACUUUAAGAAGCUGGUGAGCUACCAGGAGAUGCUGGGCACCAUUAAGCAGAGAUGGCCUGAGCUGGAGGCGUUACCCUCAGGAGCCUCCGACACAGCAAAGGCCUACAAGGUCCCUGACUUCCAGGGCCAGAUUGGAUUUAUCACCUCCAUGUCCGAACAUUUCUGCGGCUCUUGUAACCGACUGAGGCUCACAGCCGAUGGCAAUCUAAAGGUGUGCCUCUUCGGGAACACUGAGGUAUCUCUGAGGGACGUCCUGAGAUCUGGAGCCACAGAUGAGGAAAUCCUGGAGAUUAUCGGAGCUGCCGUGGGCAGGAAGAAAAAGCAACAUGCCGGGAUGUUUAACAUAUCGCAGAUGAAGAACAGACCCAUGAUUCUGAUCGGGAGAGAUCCUGCUCCUUCCGGCACAGCACAUGGUGUCGUCAAUUUGGUCCGACCACAUUGGAAUGGCUCGGCGACCGUCCUGGUGGGAAUAACAUUCUGGAACAACGUGUUGACCUGGGAGAAAGGCCUGUUGAUCUUUGGAGCGGGAACUGCCGCGGGCCGGCCUGCCCUCCGAGCGUACCACACUGACCGCCGCAGACCUGGCAAGAGUGGAUCCGGGCGGGACGGCCAGCAGGAAGGUGAAGAGGAGGAGGAGGCUCCAAGCCUGACUCACCUCGACGCCCAGGGGGCGGCAGUCAUGGUGGAUGUCGGGGGGAAGCUGGACACUCGGCGCACGGCCCAGGCCCGAGCGGUGGUGCGUCUGGGUGAGCGGGCCUUUCGGCUGCUCAAGGCCCAGCGGCUGCGGAAGGGGGACGCCCUGGCGGCUGCCCGCCUGGCGGGCAUCUGUGGUGCCAAGCUGACCGCCCAGCUCAUCCCGCUCUGCCACCCGGUCGGGCUGCACUGGGCCGACGUGCAGCUGGAGCUGGAUGAGGCUCGGUGGGCAACGGUCGUCACGGCAACCUGCAGCACCUGCGGCAAGACGGGUGUGGAGAUGGAGGCCCUGGUGGCGGCCAGCAUGGCAGCUCUGACCAUCUACGACAUGUGCAAGUCUGUCACUCACGACAUCAUCAUCGAGGAGGUCAAGCUGCUGAGCAAGACAGGCGGAAGGCGAGGGGACUUCCACAGGGCCGACUGAGGGGGCUGCACGAAAUGGUGCUCGUCCUCGCUCGUUUGUCACUGCUCCAGAACCCACCCCCUUCCCCAGCCAAGUCCUGGAGUUAAUAUUUCAGAACCCCCUCACUCUCUCUUCACUCCGGUCAAAUACAAAGCCCCUCACCAUUUUUUUUAACCUUUUUUUUGGGUUUUAAUUGCACUCUCUCUCAGCAACCUGUCUCUUGUGAAAGAAGCAGGCGAGAGAGAAAUCGCGGUCAAGGUGGACGCAGGAAAAAACCUGCUCCAACAGCAUACCAAACUACUACUUAUUGAGUCCAGAGGUGCUCUUACAAGCCACCGAAAGACUGUUACAAAUUUCUUCCCAUUGCCUCAUCACCUGCAGCAUUUUCUUCAUCGCUUCACCCCCAUACCACCCUGUUUUUCUGAUGAUUAAUGGCCAUCAUUGCCUUUAAUGGCCCACACAUCAAAGGUGAGAGAGAGGGUUUGAGCUAAAUCCAAGUGGGAUCAGAAUCCGAGAUGAAGCGUUCUACCUCCUGCGCUGCCCAUCUUUCUCCACAGAUGCUGAUAGCAUUUACAGCACUUGUUAUAAAUGCACAUUAUACACCAAACCUGAGGCAUUUUUCAACAGAGAAACAACAGAGGAGCAGACUUGGGGCCAAGUGGGACUAGGUGACAGAGAGCAAAAUCACCAUACGCAAUGGAUCGUGUCCUUUUUGAGAUUUUAACAUCGCUCGUCGACACGUGAAUACCCCUAUCCAGCGAAACCACAGUUGGAUGAUCUUAAGGGAACGGUAAAAUAUAUUGUGAAUCAGAAUCUCGGCGAGGCAAGGGAUGAGCUGGGCUUAUCAACCACUAAACGAGGCAAUUACUCAUCACAUGUCUCAAUACUUCUCCAGUUAGCAUAGUUGGUACUGCUAAGCUCUCCCAUCUCAUCUUCACUAUCUUCCCUGAUAGUAUCCUCUUCACCCAAUCGCCGAUUAAUAUUCUGGUUCCAGAUGUUUUCCAUCACUUUAAGUUUACUCAAUUUAUAUGUUUUUACUGCCACACUAUCACCCUCGAACCGAAGUGAUGCAUGCAAAAUUUCGUCCUCAGAUUUCUGUAGCAUCCCGUACUUCCUCAUUAUCGAGAUUUGGAAUAAAGGUUGACAGUCUGUUUAAGGCAAGGCUACCAUCCCGGGACUUGGCAUAUAAUACUCCAUCCGUGAUGGAUAGCGGGAGGUGUAAAAUUUCUUUAACUGUGCUUUUUACUUUAUUAUCUAAUUUAUUAAGAUAAUUAAUAGAGACUUCAGGUAAAACUAAAUAAUAAUAUAGUCUAGGAAUAAAAUAUGUUUUCAAAAUUUCUACUUUUUGAACUGGUUUUAAGGGGGGGAUCUUUUUAAAUUUCCUAACCAUAUAUCUAAUUGGCUUUCCCAGUUUGAUUGGCUUAAGCCAGUCCACGGAUCUAUCUUAGCACCUAAAUAUUUAUCCAUGCUACCUAACUCUAUAAACUGUGUGCUUCCUUCAUUUAAUUUCCAGUUAAUUUUAUCAUUAUAUAUAAUUGUCUUAUUUUUAUGUGUAAAGUAAAAUCCUUUCGUUUCCUUUAUAUUAACCUCCAUUCCCGUAUUUUUACAAAGUCUUUCUACAAGUUUAAGAUUACAAACCAUACCAUCGUACGAUUGACUAAGCAACGCUAUAUCAUCUGCUAACGCUAAUGUUGUGCAGUGAUAGCUGUUCCUAUCUAUCCCUAAAAAUAUUCCUAUCUUCUGCUCUUCGAUGGUACUUAUCAGAGGGUCCAUUACAAUAUUAAAAAGAAUCAGCAACAAUGCAUCACCUUGCUUAACCCCUCUUAAAACUUUAGUUUUUCCAGUUUUACUUUUAAAACUUUUCACUUGAGUAAAAUUAUUAUCAUAUUAAUUUGGUUACAAAUUUAUAAAUAUUGACGGAAGUUGGAGUCUCUGAAGAGCUGUUAUAAUUAAUUUGUGGCCCACUGUGUCAAAUGCUUUUGCUAAAUCCACGAAAACUACCACAAUCUCUCAUUCUUUUUAGCUCCAUUAAUAAUAUUUUCCAGGAUUUUCAUAUUUUCCUCGCAACCUGCUACACCAGCCAUAAAGCCCUUUUGUCUUUUAUUCAGAUUUAUUACUUUACUUAGUCUACUGGCUACAAUUUUUGUAAAUAUUCUGAGCAUAAUUGGCCCUAUAGUUAUUGGCCUCCAAUUAUUAAUAUCCUUCAACCCUUCUUCAUCGCUCACUUUGGGAAUCAAUACAGUUCUGCUUAUUUUCAUUUGAUCUGGUAUUUUACCUAAUUUCAUCCAAAUAGUAUAUAUUCUAGGAAGUACUGUAUUGUCUUUAUUAAAUAUCUUCACUAUCUCCUUCAGUGUUACCCUAUCUGGCCCUGCAGCAGUUUUUACGUCCAUCGCCUUAAUGGCAUGAUUCACGUCCUCUACUGUCACAGGACCUGUCAGAGUCUCACUCAUCGAUCCCUCCCCUUGCCUUUUUAUAUUUGGCAAAACCUCUCAAGUUAUUUUUAUCAUUCGAGUUAGUUAAUCUUUCUUUAUAGUAGUCUUCUAAUUCUUCUUUACUUAGGGUGCAUUCACACCUAACUGGGGCCCCCAUUAGGGUUCUUGCCAGGUAUUGUCUCUUCGUUUUAUAUAAAACCUGCAUUUCUUUAAAUUUACCUUUUUUUUACUAUACCUUCUCUUAGCCUUAUUUUCCUUCCUCUUCGUUCUUGGUCCACUAUCCCUUUGCUUCAAACCUAUUCACUUAAUGAGUCUCCUUAUCUUUAUCACCUUCCUUACUCAUUCCAAUUUAUCCAUUAUCCUACCCAUUAUAUUCUCAAAUUCCUUACUAAUACCUUUAUUCCUUCCCAUAUCAUCCUCUACUAUUUUAAUUAGUUCUGUUUUAGUGACUUACUCUUAUAGUCUACUUUAUCCAUAAUAAUAUUACUCUCUUUUCAUUUAAUCUUUCUUCCCCUACUUCCCUGUCUAUCUCCCGAUCACUAUCGUCCAUUUCAUUACUAUCACUCAUUAAGAUUUACUUCUUAAUCUAUACCUUUAUCGUCAUCAUGACUUUUACCUUUCUUAUUUAAUAACAUCCUUUUAUCCGAGAUUUGUUUUGCUGUUUUUAGAACCUAAUUUCUCAGCUAUAACUUUAUUAAUAUUUUUGCAGCCACUAAAUUCUGCUUUGAAUUGUUGCAACAAUUAGACCUCUUCAUAAGGCCAUAUUCCCCUCUUACUACCCUCAUUUUCUGUCUUAUUCCUACUCUCUACCUUUCCUCUUUUCCUCUUCUCAUUUCUUAAAAUGGGAUGAGCAUGCCUUUCAUGUUGCCCUAAUCCUUGGGCAGUCUUAAAUUUUAAAGGACAUAAUUCGCAUUGGUAUAGUUUCUCUACCUCUCCUUCCUUCCUUCCUUCUUAUGACUAUUAUUACUACUGGUGUUAUUACUAUUACCAUUACUGUCAUUCUUAGAACAUUUAGGAUAGUGGCAUGCUACAGCUUGGUAAUUCCCUUCCCACUCACAUUUACUACAUCUAACUCUUACUGAUUUAAUUCCCUUACAUAUCUUUAAAUGCUUCCUAAACCUCCCCGUAGUAUUAUAAAUCUUAUUAGAAUAAUUACAGUUAAAAUUAUCUACCGGGUUUUUAAUUAUUACCUCUAUUUUAUCAGUUUCCCUAAUUACUGGGUGGAUAAUCCUACCUUUGUACCUCUCCUCGCCUCUCUCUGAUUCUCCGUAUCGACUAAAAUCAAAUGGCCCAUUAAGAUUCGAAUUAAAAAUUGUCCGGCUGUUAAAUGAACCAGAGGGGCCUUCUCUACUAGUCGUUCUCUUUGAAUUGUGUCCUGAUCAUUCUGGACGAUAUUGCUGACUUCCUCGUGUCUGCCUGAGGACAGCCUUGCCGGGAUAAUCCUUUAUAGUCUCUUCCGUCUGCGUCGAGACAGAUUGUCCAGUCCAUUUUUGGCUUGCACAUUUUGCGCAUGGUGCCGCCAAUAGCAACCAUGCGGGGCGGUUAUUUUCCCGGUCUCCCACCCAACUGGAAUUUUUGGUAUUGGCCAUGAUCGCCGCUGCCAAAUAUAGUUUCUAAUUUAGGCCGAAUGGUCACCAGCCGUCUCGUAUCUUUUCUGAGGUCGUAUUCGCCGGCCUGGUCCGAGUUCUGUUCAAACGACAGAGAGAAACAAUAAAACUGCCAGUGGCGUAUAGUACCGGUAAAACCAAAGAUAAAAUCGAUGGUAAAACCAGACUAAAACAACCUCUUAAACAAUUUAAAAUUGUUUCCCUGUCAAAAGCUUCCUCUUACAGGCCGUUACCGGGGGGGAACCACGAGGAGGUUCGAUCUUACUUUGUGAUCGUUUGUACGUAUUUUAUCGAUUACAAAGGUGACUACACAGGCAUCGGUUGCAGACCAACAACCUUAAAACACUGUAGUCACAUCCCAAGUAGAUGGGAUUUUUAUAGGUGUUCUCUUUCAAAAGGGAGGUGGGGAGACAGGCACUCGGAUUACAAACGGCCUUGAGAUAUCCCAGAGUCCUUCACAACUGAUGGAAGCAUCUUUGCUGUUAUAGUCCAGGGAAUUCUUAUGCAGCGGUUUGAAUCCCAAAUACGAGAGGAUAGGGACGCCAUCUGGUGGGUGAUGAGUCAGUGGCAGAGGAGGAUGGCAUUGGAGGGCUGGGGCAGGAGAGGCUGCCCCCCUGCUGGAUGGGCAAGAGUGCACUUCAUUUGGUUGGCUCCCAUACCCCCUUGGAAAUGUGCCAGAGGCCCCAAGGAGAUGCGCAACUUAGAAGUUUUGGAUUAAAGGAGGGUAAUGAGAUAAAACACAGGAGUUACACUGGAAAAGUGGGAUAUUGCGCAGGGAAUUUUGAUUGGGCUUGGUAAGGGGGUAGAGAGUUAAAGGGCCAUGAGAUGCAUGCACUCUUUGUUACUGGUUGAGGUGGGAAGGGAGAGGCUAAGGACAAUAGAGAGAUGGUUUUGGAGUGACUGAGUGGAUUGGUCCCAGUUUUCCAGCUUCUCAAAUCCCUGCUGUUGCUCCCAGUUGUGUGCGCUGUUCCCAUGGUGAUUGCUGCCCCUGCUAGAGUUCAACCUCCCGUAUCUUUCUAAGUCACAAAUUCCACCUUCACUGAGCCAGUUUCCAUCGUCCGACGAAGCCAGGGGCGUGGUAAUUUUUGUGUCCUUGCUAUGUCGGCAUUAAAUGCUGUGGUUCUGUCUACUUGCCUGUUGUGUCCAAUCGUGUUUGUAGUGUGUUCUAGUUUUGAGUGAAUAUAGUACGUUGUAUACACUGCCUCCAAGGAGAAAGUGAUGAUUCAGCAAUAAGAUGUUCAGCACUAGUUUUCCAGGGGAAUGAAUUUAUCUUGGAAAUCCGUACGGAGGAUCCUUUGAGCGCGUGUGGAAGUUUCCACCCCACCGUGAUCCCAUCGGAAUGAAAUGUGAAUGGAAUAUUGCUCACAAGAAUAAA
Hemiscyllium ocellatum (epaulette shark) is the source of this 7363-nucleotide messenger RNA. It is a transcript of the gene mocs1, whose product is annotated as molybdenum cofactor synthesis 1. Lineage: Eukaryota; Metazoa; Chordata; Chondrichthyes; Orectolobiformes; Hemiscylliidae. The coding region runs from base 39 to 1970 and encodes 643 amino acids. The record is from RefSeq and is a predicted model, not a curated record. Gene Ontology annotation, molecular function: metal ion binding; 4 iron, 4 sulfur cluster binding; GTP 3',8'-cyclase activity. Gene Ontology annotation, biological process: Mo-molybdopterin cofactor biosynthetic process. The transcript has 11 exons.